Molecule: messenger RNA, 4310 nt
Organism: Coregonus sp. 'balchen'
Lineage: Eukaryota; Metazoa; Chordata; Actinopteri; Salmoniformes; Salmonidae
Source: the annotation of a GenBank genome assembly
AGGUUCCCAGUUGCAUGUGACGGUCACUUGUUAGCCAGGCCAAGAGGAGUAGCAGUCUGUCCACACCGACACAGCCCAGUCCUAUUCUAUUCAACUACAGGUAGGCUGUACCUCUAUUCUAAGAUGUCAUGUACACACUUCAUAUGAUUGUCCGUGGGUCCUGUAUGAUUAUGCUGUCCCACUUUACUGUAAUUCUAAAUCCCAGACCACUGAACAAUAUGAGUGCGGUCAAUGUCUUUAUUGCAAUUGUGCAACAAUAACUGCAGAUGAUCAGAUCUCACAAUACCUGGACAGGUGUGACCCUGUUGAGAGAGAUUGUGAGAUGCAGGUUUACGUUUAUUGUCAUGAGUCUUGUCUUAGAGGCAGAACUGAGCGUUUUCCCCUUAGAUAGGCCAGCUGCAAAGUCAAAAUUGGCUAUAUUGUAAAAAUUAAUUUAAGGUUAGGUUUCAAAUCUAUGACUUUGUGGCUGUGCCAGCUAGUGACCACUCUGCAAUGCUAACCUGCUUGUGAGACAGGCAAAAAUAUCCUAAAGGUUAAUGGACUCAUACUGGAGCCUAGAACACAGCCUGAUCAGAACACAGCGAGACCGCAGAGUCAGAAAAUGCACGUGAUAACGGACAUAUGCGUGUUGUUCCAUUAUCACGUGCCUGGUCUGACUCUGGUGUCUCGUUGGGUGAGAGGUUGUUCAACUUGAAUGAAUGAAUAAAUAAAUCGGUGUAUAGACGACAAUACCUCAGCUCCCUUUUUGGUAAAAAAAUAACAAAACAUGACUAGGCUACUUAAUGAAAGCUUGGAUCAGAUUACAAAUGCAAUAUUAAUGGGUUUUUCAGUUUAGAAAAAUUGGCCAAUUCUAAGAUUUGAAUCCAAUAUUUCUGUCCCUGUGUUAAUGUGUCAGUGGUUAGGUUGUACUUUUUGAACUGUCCCUGUGUUAAUGUAUCAUAGUGGCUAGGUUAUAUUUGAUCUGUCCCUGUGUUAAUGUAUCAUAGUGGCUAGGUUAUAUUUGAUCUGUCCCUGUGUUAAUGUAUCAUAGUGGCUAGGUUAUAUUUGAUCUGUCCCUGUGUUAAUGUAUCAUAGUGGCUAGGUUAUAUUUGAUCUGUCCCUGUGUUAAUGUAUCAUAGUGGCUAGGUUAUAUUUGAUCUGUCCCUGUGUUAAUGUAUCAUAGUGGCUAGGUUAUAUUUGAUCUGUCCCUGUGUUAAUGUAUCAUAGUGGCUAGGUUAUAUUUGAUCUGUCCCUGUGUUAAUGUAUCAUAGUGGCUAGGUUAUAUUUGAUCUGUCCCUGUGUUAAUGUAUCAUAGUGGCUAGGUUAUAUUUGAUCUGUCCCUGUGUUAAUGUAUCAUAGUGGCUAGGUUAUAUGAUCUGUCCCUGUGUUAAUGUAUCAUAGUGGCUAGGUUAUAUUUGAUCUGUCCCUGUGUUAAUGUAUCAUAGUGGCUAGGUUAUAUUUGAUCUGUCCCUGUGUUAAUGUAUCAUAGUGGCUAGGUUAUUUGAUCUGUCCUUGUGUUCUGUGUCUCAGGCUUCAGUAUGAGUAGUAAGAAGCUGCUGGUGGAUGUGGACUGUGGGGUGGAUGAUGCUCAGGCUAUCAUGAUGGCACUGGCCGCCCCUUAUGUAGAGGUCCUGGGCAUCACCUGUGUCCAUGGCAACACCAUUGUGGAGAACGUGUGCAAGAACACGCUGCGGGUGCUCCAAGCCUGCAACAGACUGGAGGUAUAGUGUUCAUCUGUGGUACACAAUUAGAUUUAUAUCGUUUAUUUAGCUAAAAUUGUUUUGACAUCUUUGUCUAAGUAAACAAACACCCAAUGGGAUCCAGGGAUGUGCUUAUAUCAUCACAUGAUACAUAGAAAGUGCAUUUAACGGUAAAGCUUAUACACAGUGUACAAAACAUUAGGAACACCUGCUCUUUCCAUGACAGGCUGACCAGGUGAAUCCUAUGAUCCCUUAUUGAUGUCACUUGUUAAAUUCACUUCAAUCAGUGUAGAUGAAGGAGAGGAGACAGGUUAAAUUAUAAUUUUUAAGCCUUGAGACAUGGAUUGUGUAUGUGUGCCGUUCAGAGGGUGAAUGGACAAGACAAAACAUUUUAUGUGCCUUUGAACGGGGUAUGGUAGUAGGUGCCAGGUGCACCGGUUUUAGUGUGUCAAGAACUGCAAUGCUGCUGGGUUUUUUCACGGUCAACAGUUUCCUGUGUGUAUCAAGAAUGAUCCACCACCCAAAGGACAUCUAGCCAACUUGACAUAACUGUGGUAAGCAUUGGAGUCAACAUGGGCCAGCAUCCCUGUGGAACACUUUUGACACCUUGUAGAGUCCAUGCCCAGACUAAUUGAGGCUGUUCUGAGGGCAAAAGGGGGUGCAACUCAAUAUUAGGAAGGUGUUCCUAAUGUUUUGUACAUUCGGUGUAUAGACUAAAGUAUGCAUACCCUUAUACAGAGAGAGGGGAAGAGAUCACAUGAUGGGGAAGGAUGCUAUGAGAGUCUGUUGACCUCUCUCUCUUCCUCUCUGACAAUACAUGGUUGUUCUGUCUUAGACACAUGACUGUGGAGCUCUACCCAAUUGUUCUAUUGAGUGUUUACAGCAGUAGCACAGAGCAGAAUUGUGGAGAGGCUGGAGUUUAUAUCAAAUGUUGCCAUGACAACAACAAAGUAGUUUGUUUAAGAAACAGAUUGGCACCCAGACUAGUUUUUGACUCUGUAUUUUGGGAUGCCCACUGACAUAGGCACGGCUCUUGAAUUCAUAUCAAGUGAAAGUGUAGAUGGAAUACUAUAAAUGUUGUAAUUUGCAACUAUUGCAUUCGGGGUUCUGACCUGUGUUCUGUGUUCUAGAUCCCGGUAUUCCGCGGUGCUGCCAAGCCUAUCCUGGGGAAUGUGAUCAGUGCGGGAAACUUCCAUGGCCAGGACGGGCUAGGGGAUGCUCCAGACCCAAACGCUCCUGGGCUGGACAUGCUGCAGAUGGAAGGGGCGGUACCUGCACUGAUCCGGAUAGUCAACGAAAACCCUGGAGAAGUGAGAACGGAGCAGACACAGGCUACUCAAUGUGUGUGUGUGUGUCCCUGUUGUAAAUGCAGGUGUUUCCCUGUUUCUCCCAGGUAUCUCUGGUGGCCACGGCUCCCCUCACCAACCUGGCUCUGGCUGUAAGAAUGGAGCCAUCCUUCCCCAGCAAACUCAAAGGCCUCUACAUCAUGGGAGGCAACACAGAGUGUAAGGGCUAUGAUUUAUUUGCUUCAGAAGGUCAAUUUAUCUAGUAUAUGAAUGGUAAAUAGAUAAAUGGGUCGAUUGCCAUAGGUUUUAAUAUGUGGUACCUGUGUUCUGCCUGUCUUCAGCCAGAGGAAACACCACAGUGUGUGCAGAGUUUAACUUCGCUGCCGACCCGGAAGCAGCUUACAUCGUCCUGAAUGACUUCCAGUGUCCCACUUACAUAGCUGGCUGGGAGUUCACCUGCUACAGCAAGCUGCCCUGGGUAACAUGAAUUUCAUCUAAUCAAUAAAUAAUAAAACACUACCUUCCACAUUAUGAUUGAAAUUGUUUUUCACCUAACAGUCGUGGUGUGAUGACUGGCUGGCCCAGGAGUCAGAGAAGGCUCACUUCAUGGCCCGGAUCUUCCGCCACAGUAUGAAGGAGUCGCACAGCGAGCGCUCCCAGACAGAGAUGGUUGACGGCAUGGGCUUUGUGUCAUGUGACUCCUACGCCAUGGCGGCGGCCAUCGACGACACCUUUGUGACCGAGAGCAACCAAAUGGCGGUGAGCGUGGAGCUGACGGGCACACACACGCGUGGCAUGAUGAUCCUGGACACGCUGGGCAUGCUGAAGAUUACUCACAAGGCCUUCGUUAUGAGGAAGGUGAACAUGGUGAGGUUUGAGCAGAUGAUGAUGGACGCCCUGAAGUAAUCUCUAGGUCUGCUACAGCUAACCACUAGAUUGUAGAACCAAACUAACAACCAACAACUACGUGAACGCUCUAUGGGACCGUAACCAGGGAAAAGUGACAACUCCAACCUCAUCGGGUCACCCCAAGACCAUACUUAAUCAGUGACACUAUGAUCCAUCUUGAAUGAAAACAUUACUACAGUGGUAAUUGUAGACCUCUAUUCAUGAAUGAGUGUAAAUACAUUUCAUAUUAAAAUUUUUAAAUAAUUUCUUACAUUUUGUAAUAGUCUGAAGGCAUUUAUAGAUGUUAGAAGUAUUAUGAUUGAGUCACGGUAUUGUCUUCAGAAAAUAAUUUUAGGCCAGAGAAUGUCCUCAUUCUCAGUACUACUGCUGUUCACACUGAAUGAUGUAGGAAUAAUAAAAGCAUUGGGCCAGUAACCGAAAGGUCGCUGAUUUGAAU